Nycticebus coucang (slow loris) is the source of this 3883-nucleotide messenger RNA. RefSeq names its product grainyhead like transcription factor 1 (gene GRHL1). The transcript is spliced from 16 exons. The record is from RefSeq and is a predicted model, not a curated record. Gene Ontology annotation, cellular component: nucleus. Gene Ontology annotation, molecular function: DNA-binding transcription activator activity, RNA polymerase II-specific; RNA polymerase II cis-regulatory region sequence-specific DNA binding. The coding region runs from base 415 to 2301 and encodes 628 amino acids. Lineage: Eukaryota; Metazoa; Chordata; Mammalia; Primates; Lorisidae. Gene Ontology annotation, biological process: regulation of transcription by RNA polymerase II.
GGCGCCGGAGUCCGUCGCCGCGGGGGGCCGGGCCGAGGGGCCUCUGCCUGCUGCCUCCCGGCCGGCCGCACCUGUCGGGAGCGAGCGCGGCGCGGGCUCGGGAGGCCGGGCCAGUCCGGCAGGUGCGGCGGCGCGGGCGCUGAGCGGGCAGGGGUCGUCCGGCGGUCGGCUCUUCGCCUCGGUGGCCUCUGCCUAACUGCACUCCCGCCUCUUUGUUCGGUCGGAGCCUCCGGGGAGGCUCUGGCCUUGGGAAACCCGACACUGGAGAGCACACCUCCCUCCUCUUCCUCCUCCCACGGUCGGGCGCGCUCCUCAGGGUGCAGGGAGAGACUGGGGCGGCCCGCCGGCCAGGGGCUGCGGACUCCGCUCGGGACCCUCCCUGCCUCCCCGGAUCGCUUUUGCCCACUUGGUCUAAUGGAUCUCUUUGAGACGCACUCCUUGGCUGGACCCGUAGACUUCUCCAGCAAACGGCCUGUAUUGGUUCUUCAGAAUGAAGCGCUCUAUCCACAGCGGCGCUCCUACACUAGUGAGGAUGAAGCCUGGAAAUCUUUCCUGGAAAACCCUCUCACUGCAGCAACCAAAGCCAUGAUGAGCAUCAACGGUGAUGAAGACAGCGCGGCUGCCCUGGGCCUGCUCUAUGACUAUUACAAGGUUCCAAGAGAGAGAAGGUCUUCAACAGUAAAGUCAGAUGUUGAGCAUCCAGAGCCAGAUCACAGCAAAAGAAACAGCAUACCAGUAGUGGCAGAGCAGCCCCUCAUUUCUGCUGGAGAAAACAGAGUGCAAGUACUGAAAAAUGUGCCGUUUAACAUUGUCCUUCCCCACGGCAAUCAGCUGGGCAUUGAUAAGCGAGGCCACCUCACUGCUCCUGAUACGACAGUCACGGUCUCCAUAGCAACAAUGCCUACUCACUCCAUCAAGACUGAAACCCAGCCACAUGGCUUUGCUGUGGGAAUACCCCCCACAGUAUACCACCCCGAGCCCACCGAGCGGGUGGUAGUUUUCGACCGUAACCUCAAUCCUGACCAGUUCAGCUCUGGUGCUCAACCCCCAAAUGCUCAACGGCGGACUCCGGACUCUACUUUCUCAGAGACCUUCAAGGAGGGCGUUCAGGAGGUUUUCUUCUCCUCGGAUCUCAGUCUGCGGAUGCCUGGGAUGAAUUCAGAGGACUAUGUUUUUGACAGUGUUUCUGGGAACAACUUUGAAUAUACUCUAGAAGCUUCAAAAUCGCUUCGCCAGAAGCCAGGAGAUAGCACGAUGACAUACCUGAACAAAGGCCAGUUCUACCCUGUCACCUUGAAGGAGGUGAGCAGCAAUGAAGGGAUUCAUCACCCCAUCAGCAAAGUCCGAAGCGUAAUCAUGGUGGUUUUUGCUGAAGACAAAAGCAGAGAAGAUCAGUUAAGGCAUUGGAAGUACUGGCACUCCCGCCAGCACACGGCCAAACAAAGGUGCAUUGACAUAGCUGACUACAAAGAAAGCUUCAACACCAUCAGCAACAUUGAGGAGAUCGCUUAUAAUGCUAUUUCCUUCACUUGGGACAUUAACGAUGAAGCGAAGGUUUUCAUCUCCGUGAACUGCUUAAGCACAGAUUUCUCCUCUCAGAAGGGCGUGAAGGGGUUGCCUCUGAACAUUCAAAUUGACACCUACAGUUACAACAACCGCAGCAACAAGCCAGUGCACCGGGCCUACUGCCAGAUAAAGGUCUUCUGUGACAAGGGAGCCGAACGGAAAAUCAGGGAUGAAGAACGAAAGCAAAGCAAGAGAAAAGUUUCAGAUGUUAAAGUGCCACUGCUUCCUUCUCACAAACGCAUGGACAUCACGGUUUUCAAACCCUUUCUUGAUCUCGACACUCAGCCUGUCCUCUUCAUUCCUGACGUGCACUUUGCCAGCCUUCAGCGAGGCACUCAUGUCCUUCCCAUUGCGUCAGAGGAGUUGGAGGGUGAAGGCUCCUCCUUGAAAAGAGGGCCAUACGGCACGGAAGAUGACUUUGCCGCCCCACCGCCAGCUAAGCUGACCCGGAUAGAGGAACCAAAGAGAGUGCUGCUCUACGUUCGAAAGGAGUCAGAAGAAGUCUUUGAUGCCCUCAUGCUCAAGACCCCGUCUUUAAAGGGCUUGAUGGAAGCUAUCUCAGAUAAAUAUGAUGUUCCCCAUGACAAGAUUGGGAAGAUAUUCAAGAAGUGUAAAAAGGGGAUCCUGGUGAACAUGGAUGACAACAUUGUGAAGCAUUACUCCAAUGAGGACACCUUCCAGCUACAGAUCGAAGAAGUGGGGGGGUCGUACAAGCUCACCCUGACAGAGAUCUAGAGGCCAGACACCCGCAGCCCCCACUAGUUCUAGAAGGUGUUACUAGAUCAUACAGUUUGGCCACGGCUUCCCCAGUCGGCACUGCAGAAACAGGUGACAUCAAGGGAAGGGCUUCCUUUCGAGUUGGAGAUGGAGCUGCAUUGGGCUUGGAAAUAGCAUUUAAGUUAUUACAUUGGCAUUUUUCAGAUGACAGAGAAAUCCAUAUACCAUUGUGUUUGCAUUUUCUGAUAUAUUUAGGAUUAAAGAUAAAACUUUGUUCCAGAGCCUUAACAGAGUCUCUGGUAACUUUUAGGAUACCCAAUACCUUAUUUAUCAAAAUACUAAGGGGUCUGCCUUGUCCCUGCAGUAUUGGUGGGCCUGCUCACUAAUUGAAGUCAGAAGGAACAACAAGUGUGGCUUUAAGGACACUGUGUCCUUGCCUGAACUCUGUAACUCCCACUGCCCCAGGUUAGUGGGAGCACCUGAGGGGCACAGGGCUGAGUCUUUUCUCCCUUAGCCUCUCAUCUUCCAAUAAAUGUUUACUAAAAUAGGGCAUGUUACUGAAAUCUUCCUUUGCAACUUUCUUGGACAUAUUAACUGCCUUUCUUAUGAAGAAUUUAAAUGGGUUACAGUAUGAAAUCAAUUAAGAUAAAGCUGCAGUGUAUAUAAGUGCAAUAUAUUUUUGAAGGUCUUGUCUGUAAAUGUGUACAUACAUGUCUUAUAUAAAUAUAUAAUAUAUAAAUAUGGUGUCUGUGUACAUAUAGUGAAGCAUGCAGUCAGAUCUACCUUAAAGACUUUCUCUAGACAAAAGGGUAAGUUAUUUUUGAUAAUGUAUACCAAGCAGAUAGAAUUCUGUGUUUAGUAGAACCCACUUAAAACCUUUUUCUCUGUUUUCCCAAACACGAACAGUCAUGCUGUAGCAUAGCAAAACCUUCUCAAGUGACAGAGAUUCUCUUUGUUAGUGAGAAUGUUACCAUUUGGAUUUCUGCACUGUUUAACAAAUGAAGUAAAAGAAAAACACUACUAUUCUUGUCUGUUGUAUAUGCCACUGUCAGCAGAUGUGCUCAUACAGAGUGAACGAACACGUAUUAACAGAGUGCGCACGUGUUGUAAUUGUUGUGUACCAAGCGAUACAGCUCAAAGUGAAGUUCUUCCUGAUCUUCCUGUUACAAGAAAUGAUUGUUAUUCUAUCCUGUUCAGAGCCUUCAGCUUUAUCUUUUAUGUUAACAAUUCAAAAAGCAUUCAUGAAUUUAUGAGAAUAUAUUUCCAUGGCAGGGGAAUGUUUUGUAUACAUGUUUAAAUAUGUUAAAAUACUGAAAAGUAUAAUUUUAUAACAAAUAAAAUCACGGGUAUCUUUAGGUUCAGGGAACUAGAAUAGGUCAUUUGUAUAAGUAGGAUUGAUAGUUAGCAGCCUUAGGUUAAAAUAUUCUAAUAAAGUAUGUGAACUAAAUUGCUAGUUUUCUAAGAUAAGAUAUUAUGGGAUAUGGGUCAUAUAGCUAUUUUAUAAUUUUAUGAAAUUGAUUUUGUCUUGUUUGGUGUUUUUAAUUAUAUCAUCAAAGAUGUACUUUAAACCAAAGGGGAUUAAAUUUUAUAUGUCUAUUUC